CCCUUUCUGCUCAUAGAAGUGCAGGGUCAGGCCUGCAGAGAUCUCUUGAUGCCCUUUACUGAGCUAGUUCAACAUCUAAAGAACAAACUCGUAGCCACCACCUUUCUCCUGAUCUGACUGGAAGGUUUUAGAGAUCCCUUCAAAAGAGGGAACGACACGUACCAAGAAAAUAACCAAAGGAGACAGGCAGAAACAAACAAGAGCUGUCAGUGACAAAGAGAAAAAAAGAGGGAAGCUAAAACUUCGAGAGCAGAGACCAGGUACAGACCCAGAGGCAGACAGAAAGAACUAGAGUGGGAAGAAGAGAUGGGAUUCAACAAACAAGAAGGAAUCUGCUCCUUCUCCUAAUCAGAGGACUGGAGAGGAUGAACAGAAGCUAGGAAGGAGAAAAGAUACUGAAUAGCUUGAGACAGCAAAAGGCCACAGAUCUGCCCCAUGGGGAUGCAUAACUCAGUCAUUAUCUGCUUUGUUUUAGGAUUUUUCUUAUGGUUUCCCAAAGUAAGAAGUGAGGAAGGGUGUCUCAAUGCUGAAUUCUGUUCAGGUACUGAGUGGAUCCGUCUCUGGUAUAUUUGGCUGGUGGUUGUGAUUGGUGGACUGCUGCUGCUGUGCGGCUUGGUUUCUGUCUGCAUGAGAUGCUGUUUCACUCACUGCCGUCAGGCUGGGGAGGAAUCAGGUCCUCAACCCUAUGAGGUCACUGUCAUUGCUUUUGAUCACGACAGCACUCUCCAGAGCACCAUUACAUCUCUCCAUUCGGUAUUUGGGCCAGCCGCCAGGAGGAUACUAGCAGUGGCACACUCCCACAACACUGUGCAGGGCACGCCACCCCUGACAGCAUCAGACAUUCCUCCAGUCUACGAUGAAGCUCUACACACGAGCAGGUUCACUGUUGCCAGGGCAGGGCAGAAAAUGCUAGACCUGGAUCCAGCGACUAAAGAAAAACUGCAGACAUCUGCCGAGGACAAGGACAUCCAGCCAGUCUUUGCAGGACACUAGUGCUUACGUUCACUGAAUGGCAGUAAAAUUCAGAAUAGUAACAUUCAGAGAGUAGUUCUUGUGGUCAGGGUUAGGAGUAUCAGAUUAAUCCCCUUAGUCUAAUGAGAAAGGGAAAAAAAGAGACUAAAAUUCCAGAUAGUUCUAGAUCCAGAAUAUUCGGAUAGUUCCUUUUUACACCUUGAGAUAAGUGACCAUUGGCAACCCCUGGAUCCAUUUAUUAUACACACACAUCACUAGAUUCACAGAUUGCACAUCCAAGCAUGCAGCAAGAUAAAAGUGCUGAGCCUUGCAGGCUGGUGCUGGAUACCUACAGGGAGAUGCUAGGCCUGUAACCAGCGGUGUUCCUCAGGGGUCUGUGCUGGGUCCGGUCUUGUUCAACAUCUUCAUCAAUGACCUUGAUGAGGGGAUAAUGUCCACCCUCAGCAAGUUUGCCGAUGAUACGAAGUUGGGAGGAUUGGCUGACACGCCUGAAGGCUGUGCUGCCAUUCAGCAAGACCUGGAUAGGCUGGAGAGCUGGGCAGAAAGAAACCGGAUGAGGUUUAACAAAAGCAAGUGUAGAGUCUUGCAUCUGGGGAGGAAUAAUUGCAUGCACCAGUACAGGUUGGGGGAUGAGCUGCUGGAGGGGAGCUCUGCGGAAAGGGACCUGGGUGUCCUGGUGGGCGACAGGUUGGCCAUGAGCCAGCAGUGUGCCCUAGUGGCCAAAAAGGCCAAUGGCUUACUGGGGUGCAUUAAAAAGAGCGUGGCCAGCAGGUCAAAGGAGGUGAUCCUCCCCCUCUACUCUGCCCUGGUAAGACCUCAUCUGGAGUACUGCGUCCAGUUCUGGGCUCCCCAGUACAAAAAAGACAGGGAUCUCUUGGAAAGAGUCCAGCGGAGGGCCACGAAGAUGGUGAAGGGCCUGGAGCAUCUCCCCUAUGAGGAAAGGCUGAGUGAACUGGGUCUGUUCAGCCUUGAGAAAAGGAGACUGAGAGGGGACCUGAUCCAGGUCUAUAAAUAUCUAAGGUGUGGGGGGCAGAAUGGCGAGGCCGGACUCUUUUCAGUGGUGAGUGGAGACAGGACAAGGGGAAACGGCCAGAAACUGGAGCAUAGGAAGUUCCGCACAAACAUGCGCAAGAACUUCUUUACAGUGAGGGUGACGGAGCACUGGAACAGGCUGCCCAGGGAGGUGGUGGAGUCUCCUUCUCUGGAGACGUUCAAGACCUGCCUGGAUGCCUACCUGUGCUACCUGGUGUAGGGAACCUGCUUUGGCAGGGGGGUUGGACUCAAUGAUCUCUGGAGGUCCCUUCCAACCCCUACAAUUCUGUGAUUCUGUGAUUCUGUGAUUCUGUGAUCUCAUUCUGAUUGCCACCAGCCUAAAUUUCCUGGGGAUGGCAGAGGUUUUCAGAGCAGGAAAAGCAAUAUGAAAAGGUCUUACACCAAUAUUAAAAUCAAACUCCAGGAAAGCGCCAGCCAUCCAUUCACAGUAAAUAAAAAAGAGGCUACAUGUACACAAUCUGCAUGUAAGUGAAAGAUAGCAUAGUAUACACUGGUAGUAUUUACAGUUCCCUAAAUGCUCUACAGGAUAUAUAGAGGGAGUACACUCUUGUUUUGAAUAUGAUAUGUAGCAAUUCUGAAAUAGCAGUUAUAAGCUCUGGUAUUUGAAUUGAAACUAUGAUGUGCGCAAUAACAAAUCAAACAAUAGGAGAAGAAAGUAUUCUGUUGUUAAAAUAAAGUUUAAUUAUGUUUUA
Molecule: messenger RNA, 2717 nt
Organism: Lagopus muta (rock ptarmigan)
Lineage: Eukaryota; Metazoa; Chordata; Aves; Galliformes; Phasianidae
Gene: TMEM52B
Product: transmembrane protein 52B
Exons: 5
Coding region: 436-993 (185 amino acids)
Source: RefSeq, a predicted model, not a curated record